This is a messenger RNA of Funneliformis geosporum, 1029 nucleotides long. The record is from the annotation of a GenBank genome assembly. NCBI's taxonomy places the organism in Eukaryota, Fungi, Glomeromycota, Glomeromycetes, Glomerales, Glomeraceae.
AUGUCACUAUCGUUCAAUUUAAUAAAAACUUCAGAAAAGUCUUUACGGUUAGGGAGGCUGACUUUAAUAAAAAAUCAUGAACAAAAAGUAUUAGAUACACCAAAUUGUUUGGCUUAUACAAGUCGUGGUUGUGUUCCACACUUGACACCAGAUAAUUUGUCAAGUAUUCCUUUAAAUGGAGCCAUAAUCGUUACGUUAGAACAUUUUAUAGAUGUACAACCACCACCCUCCACGCAAUUUCCAUAUGGAAUACAUAAGUUUUUAAAUUUCGAAGAAUAUAUUGUAUUUAUUGAUGUUCAUGAUCCCGGAAACCUAAAACCUAAAUCUAAUAACACGGACAAGCAUGUUUCUGUAUAUACGGUUCAUGGAGUGCGUCAACCCGAUAUUUUCGCUAGUUUAGCUGAUAAUAUUACAGAUGAAGCACCAAGUGUGAAGCGAGUAAAGAGAUCUGUUGAUAGAACAUUAAGAUGGCUUGAUGAUGCGAUCAAUCACAUAAAGGAAAGUACUCAAGUAUUUGGAGUGUUAACCGGACACAAAAAUCAAGAAGAACGAAUCAGAUCGGCUCAAGAGACAGCGAAGAGGAAUGUCGCUGGAUUCGUUCUAAACGGAAAAUGUUUAGGAAGCACAUCUAGAGAGUGUAUAGAUAUAUUAAAAUCAUCAAUCAAUCAUCUACCAUCCAACAAACCUCGUUUGGCAUAUGGAUUAGGAACACCAGAGGAUAUUUUAUUAGGUGUGUCUGAAGGAAUUGAUUUAUUUGACACAAGUUAUGCACUCGAAAUGACCAAUGCAGGAAAUGCUUUUGUAUUUUCACUGGAUAUAAAGGAUGAUAUAGAUUCUUUUAAUCGACAACAAAUUAUAAGUUUGUGGGAUGUAAACUAUCGUAAUGAUGUUCGGCCUUUAUUGGCCGGAUGUCAGUGUUAUUCAUGCAAAAAUCAUACUCGAGCUUAUGUUCAUCAUUUACUUAAUACUCAUGAAAUGCUUGCUACAUCACAAUUUAUUCCAUUACACGGAAUUUUUCAAGAAUAUUAG